AUGACGAACCUGAUGAAGACGCGGAUGCGAGAACUAUGGAGAGCCAUGAGACGAACAAAGGGUCUUGAAGUGGAUCACUUAGAGACACCCCUCAAUAGGUGUUUGAACGUCUUUGAUCUCACUCUUUUGGGUCUAGGUAAGCGUUGGUGCUGCGUUUGCUUAUUCAAGAUAGGUAAAUUUUCAGAUGCAUCCGUACUUUGGGCUUAGGAUUUUACAUUUACAGGUAAACUUAGGUGCAACACUAAAGGUAUCAGAUAAAAACAGGUCGGUGAAACGCUCUGUAGAACUCAACCUAAGAUACAAAUAUUUAUAACUGACAACUGAAAAAGAGAAGGUAGGAGUGACUCUUUAAAAAUAAAAAUAUUAAGCCGAAAGCUAAGCCAAUAAUUUGUUAAGGAAGAAGUUAAGCUUGCCUUUAAGGGCAAAUAAUGAGAACAGGCGCCCCAGGCCAGCAUUUUUAAUGAAGAACUAUCUGACGACGAAACUGAAAUUUUUCGACGGCAGAAUAAUAAAUUUAUUUGCAGAAACAGACUUAAUUAUCGGUUAACCAACUAGGGAGGCCAACAUUAUUGAAUGAUAUGUCAAAUGAAGGCAUGCAACAGGGACAUUUAAAACUCGCCCUAGAGAAAUUUUGUCUUGGAAGAUGAUGAAAAAUGUCGUCUGACAAAAAUGAUGUCCUUCGGGGUUUACCUCGAAGCUAUGUCCUAUUUUCAAAUUUUGUUUGCUUCAGGCAAUAUGGCUGGCUCCGGCGUAUACGUUCUUACGGGUACGGUGAUUCGCGAUAAGGCUGGUCCCGCCACCUUUCUUUCCUACUUGAUUGCCGGCGUAACCGCGUUUCUCAACGCCCUCUGCUACGCCGAGCUAGGCUCGAGGAUUCCAAAAGUGCGUAGUUCUUAAACUCCUCUUGUGACUUGAUGUUUCUUGAAACAGUACUUAGUAGAUGUAUUUAUAUUCAACCAAUGUUUUUUUGUAAAGAGAAACUGUGCGUCCUCUGUAAAAAGUGAAAACUCGUUUGCCGUUUUCACUGGAUAACUGUGAUGUUAACUAAAGUCUGCAGUUACGGCUCUUUGACUGUCCUUUCUGAUUAAAGGGAGCCGAAGACCUCAGUUUAGUUAUUCGCAGACAACUUACUUAUCAAAGAUAAAUGUCAAAAUAUGACAGAAUUCUAGGGAGACCGGUUAGCGAGCCUACGCUUGCUUUCGAUAAAUUCUCGUCUGGUUUAUACAUUUACAUGGUGACGAGGUCAAUCAAAAACGUAUGGAUAACAAGAGAGGUCUAGCAAUGUUUUAGUCUGCUAAAAAGUGGGAUGUGGGGAGUAUGGGAGAAUAAUUAGGGGGAAUAAAUAGCAGACUGAUCUGAUGGUGAUAGUUAGUAUGAAUGGAUGGUAGGUUACGAAGAGCAGAAUUGAGCAACAUCUACUACACUCCCACUUCCCUCACCAACCUAACUUCGAUGACAAGACAAUGUCAAGACAACCGAAGAUGAACGUGGGCGCAGUGGCUGCCAAAUUUAAACAAUCAGUCUACGCGUGCCUCACACGACACGGUCGCCACUACAUGUUUCAGACCACCAUAAGAGCGACCUAAGUCGCAUGUGGGGCGAGGAGGCCAAAAAGGCCUAAGUACGACGGAGCCACUGCGGCCUGGCCGUCAGUCUUGAGAAGGGCCGAGUCCUUCUAUUAGUUGGCAACCUUUCGUGGCAUAACUGCUAGUGUGUCGUGAAAGACUCAAGCGCCUCAUAUUCCCUCUGGUGACGAAUGGUCCAAUCUGUUGUUAUGAUGGACUCUCCAGCGUCGGCCUCUCUCUCCCUCUCCCAAGUCCGAGCAUGUCAACCAAUUGGUGGUGGACUUAGGUACCGUGAUUGAGAAGGCUGAACAGACCGUUUACGCGUGCCACACACGAUCUGGUCCUCACUUCAUAAGCGAGGGUACUGUGGGGGCUGUCGUGUUAGGACCCACGUUGCGGCUCUGCUGUUACUUUAGGUUCGUGUAUGCGGACAAAUUAAUGUUGCGCGAACUUACACUGAUGAGAAUACGCUGCCGUCAGUUGUCGCGCAUGAAAAUUUAACAUAAGCGGCACCACCCGACAGUUCAACCGUCGUAGCCGGCGAUGUCCACCGUGUGCUUCACAGCAAGGUGAAGCAGACACGGCGACUUGCGCGUGAGUUAGUCUAUAGUAAAUGUAGACUUGCGCAGCAUCUGCCGCACUCUCUCCUCCCCAACCUGGACCCGAUGUCAAGACACAGUCAAGAAGACCGGAGGCGGAGUAGGUGCAGACGGAUGGCCCGGUCGAGACCGCACCUUGACGCUCCACUUCACAUCCCCUGGUCCGCACAGCAAAUAAUCAGGUUUUGGACCAACAACAAUACUGAGGGGACGGCAGGGGUCCCCGUGUACGCGACGUCUGUCGGCAACCGGGUCUGCCACCGCACCAGAAAUGUUGGCAUUUGGUAUGGUGUGCAAUCCGAUAACGCCUGCCGGAAUCCGAUGUGGCCUCCGUGUUGGUCUAGUGCAUCCUCCACGUGGCCCGUUUGGGUGGCAGACAGCGGCACCACCCAGGCCGAUUCGCGCACUCACAACGUGGAGUAGCAACCUCUUAUAGACAAUGCACCACCAAGCGCCCGACGGACCUGAUCGGUACUUCUACUUCGUCUCGCCGGGGCACCCAGCCGUCAUGUAUGGCUCCCAGAAGCUACGCUUUGCUUAGCGGUCACAUUUCGGCAGACGGGCUUAACCAGAUGAAGAUGUCCGGCUGUGUAUCUCUACUCCCAGUAGUCCCUGAACUAAUCUGUAUCCUCCCCUCUCACCCCCAAACAAAAAUGUCUUACGAAGAGGGCGGCAUUCAAUCCUGUGGACCGCUCAUAUUAAUUUGGGUGGUCCUCCCGAAAACGAAACUCGUGAUCUGCAGUGGAGUUCAAAAGUCGCCUAGGAUUAAUAAAUAGCCCCAUUUAGAGAUAGCACUGCAUAGCCUUUAGCAGGGCAGGAAGCUAGAUAAUGUGCCAACAAAAGACACCGGUGAUCUGACCAUGGCUUGUGGACGCCAACUACAUGGUCGGACAGCAUAAUAAAAUAAUCACCCUAUCUCCAUCCUCAAGGCUGUUUACAGGCUGACAGAAUGAGACUGCUCAUCAGGAACAACACCGCAGGAAGUCAAAGAUCGUCUCAUGACCUCGCGCCCGUCUCUUUACGGGAACAAAUUUACCACAGUCGUCAGUUCCUACGUCUCCAGUAACCAGUUCCGAUGAUGUGAAAGCCAAUCCAGUGCACACCCUCACGCCCACCUUGCGACUGUCCUUGGUAAUUUCAAUGCCCCUGUCGGCACUAGUCACACUUCCAGGAAGGGAGUGCUCGGUCGCCACGGGAUCGAUAGCUACGGCCCCAAUGGCCCUCUCUUCCUGUGGCCUGUACAGAACGGUCCUCUUCUGGCCACUACCAUCUUCCGCAUCCCAGCCCCGAAGAAAAAGACGACGUAGAUGCAUCUUCGCUCGCGUCACUGGCAUCUGGUGGACCAUGUUAUCGCCUGGAGGCGUAACCGGCGUGAAAUAUCAGGGACCAAGAAGACUUGUGGUAUAAACUGCUGGACGGAUCACCGCCUUCUUAUCUCCAAUAUGGGGCUCCAACUGAAGCAACUUAGGCACCAUCUACGCAAGUCAACGCAGGCAAGUUAAAUACUGUUCUACUGGAUACGGCUUAUUGCCUAAUAUAAACUCCGGAAGAGAACGCCACAACUGACACUGACUGGGGGGGCCUGUGGUAUAUCAUGCAGGCUAUCGCCACGGAGGCCCUCAAUUGCGCACGCCGUCAUCACCAAUACUGACUUACUGACAAUGACAAGGUAUCCUGCAUUCUGAUCUCCGAAAGGAAUAAGCUUCGUACGAACUAUGUCAACCACAGAACUGAAACUAGUAAAACUCCUUUCUGCGAUGCCGAAGCCUGCUACAGCAACGAGUGAAAAAUAAAAAGUGUCCGAAUAACUCACAAGGCUAAAGAAAACCAAGGAUUCGCAGACCUUAAUGGACUAAGGAGCGUCGCGUCCACUAGGGCUAUCUGCAGCCCCCAAACCAAGGGGGCUUUAACGCUGCUCAGUACCGAUGAAACAACCGUCCUGGCGAAAAAAUCCUAGAUGCUGGAGCGCUGGGUUCAGCACUUUACAGGCUUCCUCAACCACCCAUCCAACAGAACCACAAACGAAUCUCUCAAUUGAAAGCUUACCCACAUUUUUACCGUCCGCUCUCGCUGCAAGAAACCAUCAAAGCUACACACCAGAUGUCCAGCAGCAGAUCACCAGACGCGGACUCCUUUGGAAGUGAACUCUACAAGCAUGUCGGCCUUUGGCUGGUGGACAAAUUCAUCUGACAUUUCCAGGAAAUGUGAAGACAGUGAAAAGUCCCCCAGGACUUCAAGGACGCCUCCGUCGACCACAUAUACAAACGCAGAUAGAGCCGGCAAUUCUGUUUUGACCACAGGAACAUCUCCAUCUUUGAGUUCACAAAUAAAAUCUUAGUCCUAGUUCUACUCGAUCACCUACAUCCUCACCUAGACCAAGGACUCUUCCUCAAGGUCAGUAGGAAUCUCGAAAGGACAGCGGGAUCAUCGACAUAAUCUUCGCUGCCCUCCAACUAUGAGAUAACUGUCAAAAAUGUGGAUCAGGCCGUAUAUCACCUUCGCUGAUUUGACAAAUGGCCUCGAUGUGGCUAACCGCUAGAAUUCAGGUGUCCGGGGCAUUUUGCACAGAUAGGACGACAGUUCUACGUCGCGUCACUGACAACGGGCCAGUCUCUAGAGCAUUUAAAGUGACUCAUAGGAUAAGGCAGCGCUGUGUACUCGCGCUCCCACCCUCUCCAAUUUCAUACUCUCCGCAAUACAGACGGACGCCCGCCGUGAGAAGCGGCCAGGAAUCGACAUUGCUUGACGGACAGUAGUUCAACAUCCGAUGCAUUCAGACGAUAUUCGAGUCUGCACAACCAGUGUUCAUGAUCUCCUGUUCAGGAAUGAUCACACGCUUAACCCAACGACGCAAGCCUACAUGCAGCGGAGCAGGGCCCUUUUUACUUCCAGCUGCAAAAACUUCUGAUUUACCAUCGACAGGGUGGAAAAGGUGGUUAAGUAUCAUUCAGCACCCCCUGAUGAGUACAAUUCGCCCAGGAUCAACGUGAGUGGAACCGGCUUCGUAUCUGGGAGCAAAUUUUACUACCUGACAGUACAAUCUCGAGAAACAGAAUAAUUGACGACGAACUUGGAAGUCGGGUCCCCAAAGCCAGCCUAGAAUUCAGUGGGCUACAGUACCUUAUUUAGAAACGUCGCAACAUCGUCCCUAACACAGCAUUGAGGACAUACACGGUCUUUAUACUCCCAUCGCACUUAUAGGAGACGGAAACGUGCGAAAAAUAAACAAGAAAACUCAUUUCUCCUCACUCCAGCUACAUUCGGAGAAUAACUAAAGGCAAAGUUGUAGGAAAUGUUUCCAGACACCUAGAUUCUCAGUAUGCGCGACAUGGCGUGGCAGAUGCAACUGUACUGGAGCGGUUAUGUCGUGAGGAUGGAUGAGGAGUGCCUGUCCAAGCAACUAUCGUACUUCAACGUUGCUAUAGGUGCUCGCGAACAAAGCGGACAUAGGCGCUACUACAAGGAAACCCUGAGAACCCCCUCAAACACCUGACGGUUCGACCGUCGUUACAGACGAUGUCCACCGUGUGCUCCAGAGCAAGGUGAGAUCAGGCACGGUGACUUGCGCGUGAAGUAGUCUAUAGUGGUAGCAGACUUGCGCAGCACCUACCGCACUCCCUCCUCUUCUGCCUGAACUCUGCGUCAAGACAUGGUCAGGAAAACCGAGGGCGGGAGAGGACGGAGAUGGCUGGCACGGCCGGAUCCACACCUAAGCGUACCACCAUCACCAUCACCACCACACCCUCUGACCACGAUUUUAACCAGCAACAAUAAUGGGUCGGAAAGAGAAGGAUGACACAAAUCACUGGGCAACCGCGCACACGAUCUGUACACCCAGCGGGAGCGCAGACGCAUCAACCGACAGGGAACCAGGUGCUAGAGAACUGUCAGCGCACACCAGGCUGAAAGGACCAAGGUUUGCUGAAGCAUGCCCUAGCAGACGCACAAAAUCCGGAGGCCCAGAAGGGUGAGACGCAGCCCUGCAUUUAGCCUGGGCUGUCACCCUUCAAAGGCCGGUUAACCAGUCAGUCAUUGAUUAAGAGGCAGUACCCAUAUAUACACACACACUCCUCAUAUGCGUCAGAAAACCAGAGGUCACGUUGAGAAGUAGCCGCUGCAACCUGACUCUCAGCCCAUCAGUCCGCUACUCCACACAAACACAACUGGUCUGACUGCAUGGACUUAUUUGAGGCGUCAGUUGGCAAACUUCCAAGCCAUGGUGUUUGGCGCACCGUAAUAUCCUUAGGCUCGGAUCACACAUGCAGCCGAGGAGCUGCAUUGAUAAGGAGCUGAGAAGCACACUUCCCACCUAACUGGGAGGUACCAAUUGUGCGGUUGUGUACUGUUCUGAGAUAUGCUUUUGGUGUGUGUUGCGGAUGUUCGUCAGGAGAGAUGUGAUGGUGUGGUGAGUCCCGACAUACACUCAUCACUCUGUUUCAUCUGUCCACACUGUCCCAGAACCUUCGGCUAUCGCAUGAUUCUGUUCAGCCUUAUGCGUCUCUAUGCAAAUCUCUGGUAAGACAACCGGGUCCAGACCUUGUCACAACACUUCACCCUCCUUGCACACGCACACACAUCCCUAAGCUACACAUGAGCCUGCUUUAUAAAGCGCGCGUACGCGUCCCCUCUGCGUAAUAGGGUGUAGGGGUGUUCAGUUGUGAGCCCACGUGGUGGCCGUAGUAGGUGGCUCACUUGCAUUCAUUUGCUGAUUACGCUUAGCGUCCAUUAACUGGCACCUAGCUCUCCACUGCGGCUCCUCGAGGCUAGGCUCUGCCUAGCGGCCACGCCCCGGUAUCUGUUUCGACCGGUGGGCUAAACCAAGCUGAGGGAAUCUGACGUGUGUGUCCCCACACCGGUAACGCUGCUUCCUCCCCCAUCCCUAUUCCCGCACCCUUCCCCCUCGCCUCCCUCGCCCCCAUCUCCCUCCCUGCCUCCCCCGCACUUCAAAAGUCCUACGGGGAUGACCAGGACCACCGCCUCAUAAACCCUAAGAUGAGACUUCGUUUGCCACCUCGCAGAAGGCCACAAGGUGAGCGACCGCCAGGCAAGUUAAAUACCCUUCCGUCGAAUUUGCCUGCUCACCGUUUGCAUUUCAACGAUCAGAUAUCUCAGAGAGGGCGAAGGUCUCCGGUGCUGUGUGUCUCCACACCCCAUAUGCCUGCUCCCUUCCCCCCUGCCACAUUCCUACCCCCGAAUUUAGUGAGGACCCUCGGAGCUGUGUGUGUCGCCACGUCCGGUGUGACCCCCCAUACUCACACCCCUCCCUCCCCCAUUUCUCCUUCCCCGUCCCCUCCCGCAUUUCCCCUCUCCCUCCUCCCACUCGAUUCUACUCUCUUCCCCCAUGAUCGAAAAGUCCUACGGCAGGGACGACAUGCAAUCGCGGCGGCGGCCCAGGUCAAUCGGGUCGUUCUCUCACCAAACCAAUCCGUGACCCAUAGUGGAUUUCGGCAGCCCUCUGGGACGACUUAGUAGCCCUAUUUAGGGACAUCACCGCUUAUCCCCGCGAGGGGGAGGGGACUAGAAAAGGGAGAGAGGAGGGAGUGCAGCAGAUGCUGCGAAAGUCUACUCGCACUAAUUCACACGCAAGUCACCUUGCCCGCUUAUACCUUGAUGUGUUGCACACGGUGGGCAUCGAAGGCAACAACGGUUAAACGGCCUGCGUAGCACGCCACGCACCACUCUUACAGCGAACACACGUCCCACAUUGCCAUCGCCAACACAGAAGGUUCAACGUCGCUAUUAGGCACAUGCACAUUUUACUUACGCGGAAGCAUGCAAUUAAGUGUUGCCUGGUACAGUAAGUGAGGACCAGGUCGUGUGUGGCACACGUAAACGGUCUGUUCAGCCUUCUCAAUCACGGUACCUAAACCCACCACCAAUUGGUUGAUGGGCUCGGACUUGGGAGAGAGAGAGACCGACACCGGAGAGCCCAUCCUAACAACAAAUUGGACCAUUCGUCACCAGAGAGAAUAUGAGGCGCUUAAGUUUUUCACGACACACUAGCAGUCAUGCCACGAAAGGUUGCCAACUAAUAGAAGGACUCGGCCCUUCUCAGGACUGACGGCCAGGCCGCAAUGGCUCCUUCGUACUUAGGCCUUUUUGGCCUCCUCGCCCCACAUGCGACUUAGGUCGCCCUUAUGGUGGUCUGAAACAUGUAGUGGCGACCGUGUCGUUUGAGGCACGCGUAGACUGGUUGUUUAAAUUUGGCAGCCACUGCGCCCACGUUCAUCUUCGGUUGUCUUGACAUUGUCUUGUCAUCGAAGUUAGGUUGGUGAGGGAAGUGGGAGUGUAGUAGAUGUUGCUCAAUUCUGCCUCAUGAUAAAUUUAUUCACGCGCAAAUCCCUGGUGCUGCGCUCACUCUGUGGAUCACGCGAUGGUCACUGUGGCUUGUGACGGUCGAAGUGUCGUCGGACAUCCUUGAAUUCACAAAGAUUCCCGCCUGCCUUCUGUUUUCUGUGUCCGAGCUCGCCCUCCAGCACAGUCAUGGCAUCCGGGUCGAUGACGGCCCCUUUCAGUCCAGCAACCCAUUUAAGUCUGGCAUCUGCCUUCUGAUGAACAUGCACGAGAAGGGUUACCUUCCAGCUAAUUCCUUCGCUUCAGGUGCCUUCAAAGAAGAUGUUACUGUUUUUAUGCCCUUAAUAACUGGAAUUAUCGCCAGUUUGUAUGUUGGAAUUUAAAUCUUAUUUGAUUUAUUCCUGAAAGAAAGUUGCCUACAAUUUACUAUUUUGGCUUCGGAAACAGUUCUACUCAUGUUGAAACACUAACGCCUUCAGUAAGGGUUUAAGAAAUGGCUCUGUCAUCGUCAUCCGAGCAUUCCAUAACCUCUGAUCCGAAAACCUGAUGUUUAAACUCUAGUGGACUGUGACUAUCUGUCACUUCGCUCACAUGCCCAUGCUCAAACGACUGCAAUUUGAAAUAUUUAAGCGCACUUAGACCGUAGCCUUCACCGAUCCGGCUUGAUUUCAGGAGUGGUUACGGGUGCUCUAUUUCCUUUCAAGCUACUUCGUUUAAUUCGAUUUUUUUACAACAAUUCUUAAGUCACGAGUGCAAACAUAUAGUUCCUUUCAUUUAGAACAUUUUUCCACAUAAUAACCAUUGUUAUACGGUUAUAGUGGCGUGUUAGGUCUUCGUUUGGCAAAUUUUGAACCAGCAUCGUUUUUUCUUUCACCUUGGCUUAAAACAAUCCACCGGAUUCGUAUUCCCUCACCAUCUUCAGGCCGGUUCCGCCUACGCGUACACCUACAUUGCUAGUGGAGAGUUCAUGGCUUUCUUGAUUGGCUGGUCCGUCAUCCUGGAAUAUGUUUUGUCGGUGGCUAGCGUAGCCAGAGGCUGGAGCGGUACCAUUGACGCCAUGUCACAGUCAACAAUUAGCAACGGAACAAUCUCAGUCUUCGGAAGGUAAGUCCUUGGAAAGGCAGGUAUUCCUAAAUCUAGACUAAACUUAGUCCAAUAUCCAACAUGUCAUGCUGUUAGAUAGAUGCCCGUUCGCAUCAGUUAUGACCGCUGGCAUGGAAGGAUCGCCUCCCGUGUUAUCCGGUCAAGCAUAAAAUAACACCAGAUAUCAACCAUUAGGCUCAGACCUGGUUUAUUCGUUUAAAGCAAGCUAAACUGUUAGUGAUUUCACUCUUCUGAAAAUUCUUUCCUCCACGUGCGCUUAUUGGAUCAGUCUUUGUCAAAUUGACAGUCCAACUAGCAAUAAUUUUAGGAGGAAAUUUGGGUAGUAAACUACUUCUACUCAUCAACCUCUCUUUUUGGUCCUUUUCCCCAUGGAACAGAUUUCCGGGCAAUAAUGAAUUUCUAGGCCAGUAUCCAGACUUCCUCGGAGCUGGCACUGUCAUUGUAUUGGGCCUCGUGCUCAGCUGUGGCGCAAAGCUGUCCGCCCGUGUCAACUCCGUAGUCACCAUUCUGAACCUCAGUGUCAUUCUCAUCGCCACUAUCCUCAUGUUCUCCCUGCCGAACCCCGAGACGAACGGGAUCGCACCCAUCUCACACGGUGGAUUUCUGCCGUACGGGUUCGGUGGGAUGAUUGCCGGAGCAGGCACUUGUUUCUACGCCUUCAUCGGAUUUGACGCGAUCACAGUCAGUGGAGAGGAAGCUGUGGAUCCCCAGCGUUCCCUGCCGAUUGCAACAGGGGUCUCAGUUUCUAUGAUCACUAUCAUCUUCGUCCUGGCUACAGCCAGCCUGAGCCUCUUUGUACCCUGGUGGACUGUAGACCGACAGGCGGCCUUCACGGCUGCCAUGCGUGCCCGGAAUGUGCAGUGGGCCACUUACGUAACAGGAAUUGGCUCACUAUUGGGCAUUGGAGCCAGUCUGUUUACCAGCCUGUACGCCAUGCCAAGGAUAGUCUACGCAAUGGCUGCGGAUGGUCUCCUUCCAGAUUGGCUGGGAUACGUUCUGCCCUCGACUCGGGUAAGUUGCCCCUUUGACAGCUUUCAAAGAUGAUCACUAUAUAGGUUAUUUUCCUAUUUGACUGUGGCACCCUAGCGUCAGCGUGUCAGGAAUGGGUAAAAUCGCAGUUGGUAGCCAGACAGUAUACGCUGAUACUGUCGACGUACGUACUUGUUAUCAGUAGGUGCGCUUACCUUGUCUAGGGAAAUUGUUGUCAGUAGGAGUACGCUUACUCAGUUAGGCAGGUCGCCCGUUUCGGGAAGGCUAUUGGGUUUAGUGAGGGUUAGGGUGAGGCGUAGGUUAAUUUUUAGGAUUAGGGUUUGUGUUUUAGGGUCAGGUUUCAGUGUUAGGGUUAGGGUUUAGGUUUCCGUUAGAAUUACGGUUAAGUUUAAGGUUAGGGAUAGGGUAAAGGUUAAGGUUAGGCCUAAGGUUAGGGUUAGAGUUAAAGUUAGGGUUAGGCUUGAAUUUAGAGUUAGGGUCAAGGUUAGGGUUAGGGUUAUGGCCAGGUUUUGAGUUAGCGUUGGGUUUCAGGAUUUUGGUUACGUUUCGGUUUUGAGACUUAUGGUUAGGCUUUAUGGUUGCGGUGAGUGUUGUAUUUUAGGGUUAAUUGCAGGGUUUAAAUUUCUGCCGUUAUUCAACCUACUUAUAACUUCAGAUCACUUUCAUGGUAAAUUUGCUUUUACCCAGAGACUCCAGCAUCCCUCUACCAGCCCUUCCACUUCCCCUACCCAUAUAACCCCCUUUCCCAUCAUUCCCGUACGACAGGGUCCUGGCUGUCCGCCUCCCCAUUCCUGACUACCAACUGCGAUCUAACCAGGAAUGUUAUGAUUUUUGGGUAAAUAACGAACUUUUAGGGAUUUCUAGGCGGUAAGACAAAGCCCACCAAUCUUCCCUCCUCUGGCAUAACGAUUUGCUCAAGGAGUUACCAUCUCUCCGAUUAUAAAGCCUCCGCUCGGGGCCAUUAAGUCUUAGAAGUCCCAGCCAUUGUACGUACGGCAUAACCCCUGGUCGCUAAAUUGUUCCUUUUAUCUGCAUCUCACCGGACAUCGAUUGACUGGAGUGGAUUGGCAGAAGAAUGUUUUCCUUUUUUAUUUGGAUUGGAAAGUAAACGCCCCCAGCAACACUGUGUCGGUGGCAGAUGAAUCCAUGUCUGAUGGCGAGCAUUUUUUUCCAUGUCACAAUACCUUCAUAUUUCGUGACAUUUUUAUAGGUCAUCGAUUGUCCAGAUCUGUGGUCAGCCAAUUCUGAUAUUUUGCUGUUGCGUGGUCCGCGAAUGCUUAUUCUAGUUGGCUUCAGCGGCUGCGUGCUUCGCAACUGACCUUCGAUGAAGGCAAUUCCCCAAUACAGCACGCAUGGACGCGACAGUUAAGCCGCAGCCUUUGACAAUCGGGAGUAAACAAUAGAACGAAGCCACUCGCAAACAAGCGGCGUUCUGUAAUUAACAACAGUCAAAGGAAUUAUUGUAUAAAGACUGAGUGGUCUGGAAAAGGCAACCGGAGUGUGGGAACGAAACUCGGGCGUAGGUGUUAGUGUGAAUAUGUUCACAGCCCUAAUGUAAAUUAAUUUGUGGACGGACGACUGCACGAGCGCCUGAGGGCAGCUCAUCCGUUCGCACCUUGCGCUAGACGGCCGCUUCGUCCUAAACAGAGCACUGGCGCAUAAGUAGAGGCCUUUAACACGGCCCAACGAGAGUGGCCUCUUUAAUGUCUUUUAUCUUCAGAAGUUGAAUUUUCGCCGGGUUUCUAUUCACCGCGCUAUGAGAGCACAUUCAUGGAUGCCUUUUGGGACACGAGAAUUUUUUUCAGAAAACUUGCGUUUACGGAAAUCCAAAUGAAUAAACAUGUAUAAUUAAAAGGAACCGGUCAAUUACUUUAUGAAGAAUGUAAAGUCCUUCCACACCAGCAACAUUUUCCCCUGCUAACUAUGCUUAAUCGUCUGUCUACCGAGUAGUUCACUGCGUUUUUGCACACAUCUGACCAACUAUACGCCUUUCUCACCUCACAGCCCCCCACUGACAAGCGGUAUUGUCGUUGUCAGCAUUCGUUCGCAGGUCCCGAGGAUACUUAUUCAGAUGGAAUAAUUAAUUUCGCAGGAUGUCAAGUAAUCGGCCUUCAUAGUGCACAAUGUUAACUUCUUUUGUUCAUUAAUAAAAGCUCAGCUACAAGGAAAAAAGGUGCUCAGACUAAACCAAGAAUAUCAAUCGAAAAUUCAGUCAAAUUACGUCUCAAAACCUGUCGAUUGUUCACAUACUCAUGGCUUUUGCGAAACCUCAGCCACCAGAAAAAGCCUUUGUAUGUUCUCUGAUGCUCAUUGGCCAGAGCAUCUGGGCUGGUCAACGUCGUGCUCGUAGGCAGUCAGAUGCAACGGUCGAUGCACCCACAAGCAGCAGCUGGAAAACCGGCAACAGCCCAUACAGACUGGGCAAGUUUAGUCUCUGCUUCUAUAGAACGGAGACCUGAGAUAGAUCUAACGUUACCAUAAAAUUUUGCUACAGUUUUGCAAAAUAAAUAUGACUAGGAUGUGACGGGAGACAAUUCUAAAAGCACGCAAAUAAAGACUCCUUCUUGAGAUCGUGCCAGUGUCGUUCGCUUUCCUGCACCCGUUACCGAGAGAAUUUGCACGUUUAAUAUUGGGUUAAGCGCAUUUACUUGUCGUUGAGCAGAUAGGCAUAUGGCUUGUAAGAUGAGCAGAAUAAGGAAGAGGAUGGUCCUUAGGUUAAGCUCCUCCAAAGGAUUCCUUCGAAUGACAAUCAAUAUUAAGUACUAAAUUCUACGAAAUUUCGAAGGGCAUCACAUGCAGGUAGUCUUUAUGGUUAGAACACUCGGACAUUUGCCUGGGAAUAUGCUUAUAUUAAGGAUUUUUAGGAGCAUAAACAAAUGGAGGGUUGGAAGCUGAGUUGCAGCAGUAAACGAAAUUACUUGAGGCCGAAACUUGACUCACAUUAUUUGUGCAAGCCAAUGUGGCUUAAUUCGCUAGUUUCAAAAGAAUGGGGUUUCGUUUGUUUUAAUCAUCUUUGGACGCGGCCGCCGUUGAAAUUUUUUAUUUUCCGGCGAUAAAUGAAUCAACAUAUUCUGACACCACGUCUCAAAAUGUUUUAUUGAAUCCGAUAACCCAGUCAGGAGUGGGUUUCAGUACAUUUUUGCUUAGUCGACACACGUCGGGUUUUCGCAUAACAACAACACUUAGAGCGGAAACCUCGGGAAAGGGACCUGGUGUAAGAGGGGGCCGGAUUCGUGUUCUCAUGGAAAGAUAUCAUUCUAUGAUCUAGGUUUUUAAUAAAAAGUGAAUAAAAUCGUUUUUGAAAACUCGGCCAUGACCCUCUCCAUCCCAGUUUAGUCCAGAACUAAGGUGGGGGGCUUGUGCUAGCGGGGUACUUUUGUGUAUCUAUGGACAGAUUUUAUUCUUUUAAUCUAGGUUUUGGAUUUAAAAAUGGAUAAAAUGAUUUUUGGAAAUUGCUUCGCUCAUUUGUAGACCACAUUCUCGGUCAUAACCGAUGCGAAAAUAAACACGAGACGAAUACCAAAAUGUGGUUUGCUUAAGAGAAAAGGCAGUUAAUAAAUAAACAACAGCACGAGUUCAAAAGCUAAAAAUAAUAAAGAAAUUCAAUUUGACCCACUUGCGAGGAUUUCUGGGACCUCAGCGGGAUUCAAACAUAUGACGCAGCGACAAGGCCCGUGUAUACCCAGCGCUCUAGCCACCUGAGCUACGAGGGCAGCAAGGGAGCUAUAAUUUUAAUUAUAUGUGGGUCAAGUUACCCGCCCAGCCUACUCUAACAAACGGAAUCCAUCAAAUCUAAAACAGUAAGCUGACGGUCCAAGAAGGAUUUCCUGGGUACUCAAUCUAGAAUCCACCGGCUAUUAAUUACGCUAGCCUGGUAGUCAUCUAGUGGAUUCUAGACUGAUUACUUAGGAUAUCCUGCUUGGGCCGUCAGUUUUUUGUUCUAGAUUUGGUGGAUUCCAUACGCUGCAGUAGGCUGGCGGGUAACUUUACAUAAAUACAAUUAAACUCGCGACUUCCCGUGCGUCCUCGUAGCUCAGGUGGCUGGAACGUUGGCUGCACUCAAGCUAUCCACCUGCUCUUGUGGUUUCGAAUCCAACCUAUGUCGCCUAGUUUUCCACGGUCGGGCCAAAAUGAAUUAUCCAAAAUCUGCCAAAACAUCAAUUAAUAAACAAAUUGUUUCAGUGCUCGACCAGUAUUCUUCUUUACUCACAUAUAUAUACACGUGGAACUCAAAUAUUCGCCUGCAUCCGUGAAAAAUCCGGACAGUGUUCGCUUCGGGCAGCUCGCAGUUGGGACUACCAUACGAGAGACAGAAACAUACGAACAGCUAGUUUUUCUGCAUAAAUGCCUCCAAGACGAACUGACACCAUGAUGCUUAAGAUAUAAGACUAUCGUUAACACGGCUAUGGGCGGAGAAGUUGCAAGGCGUUUAAUGAAGCAGAUGAGGACAGCUCUGAUCGAUGACUGUUACAGAAUACAAAAUUAAGAUCGAGCAGAACAGAGGGGCGUGUCCGCAUGUAUGGUUUGUCGUGCCGACAGUAGGGAGUAUGGCAGAGGGACGCUCAUCGAUUGCGUCACGGAGCUCACUCGUCCCGUUGUGUCUUGACGCUCUCUCCUCGGCCUCGAAAGCAGCCGCGCAAGGGCUACUGCUAAUAUAGGCCGAAUAACACUGCCGACAAGGAGAAGGGGGACUGGAAUGGUCACUUCUGGCCCAUUAACCAUCGUCAGCCAGACACACCAAAUCCCGAGGUGGGCAACCCCUUGGGGCUCAGUGGUUAGGGCGUUGGACUUCUACCUAACAGGUCGUGCGAUCGAGCCCCAGGGGCUGACCACCUCGAGGUUGAGUAUGGCUGACUGACGACAGCUAAUAGGCCAGAAAUAGCCAUUCCAGUCCUCUUAGUCUGUCGGUAAUGCUAGUAGGGAAUAUGUCUACAUUCUUGGUGAUUCUAUUUCUGAGGAUCUUAGGAAGGCUUUGGCACAUCAAAGAAAAGCUAAGAAGAGAUACGUUUUGGAACAGAAACCAAAUGAAAACCAACAAAACAUGGAAGGCUGGGAUUUGAUCCACAACCUCUCGCCUAAACAGCUAACGGAUCAGCAGCUACGAAUGCUACGGUACGAAGAUUGUUUUAGCACCGCAGAUGCCGACCCGGUCGAAUUCAAUGCCGUCGCGGAAGCUAUGCUUGUACGAAAUGAAGCAACCAACGACAAGAAAACGCCGUCCGACAACGUGCUACCUCCUUGCUGGUAGCGCACAGACCAAUCAAAUACACCUCGCGGCGUGAGCCAAAAGAUAUGAGGGAACUGAGGAUGGACGGCAAAAUUAUUAUACUUUUCACUGACAAUAGGUGAGCAACUGUCGUUAGGAACCGACAAGGCUGUAAUGAGAAAGCCGAAGCCCUUUUUGAUGACAGAAAAUGUUGCUGACCAGCACAGAACUCACAAGUCGUGGCAGUAGCAGGCCUGUCGAACAAAAGACUUAGAGAAUACCGAUGCAAAAAGUGUGAUCACGGGGAAUGAAUAACCCCAACGGCCACUGCUCUGGCUCAAUUUCAUGGUCUGCCGAAGAUCCACAAACCAAAUGUUUCAGUGCGAUCGAUCGUUGUUCUCAAAGACAGUCUCACGUAUAAUUCGGCAAAAUGGAUACGCUCAAAACUCGAGUUUCUCCAAAGCAAUUCGUCUGCACAAAUACGAUCAGUCUCCCAUUUCCUUGUUUACCUUCGAGGCUGAAGGAUCCAAUCGGACGAAAUCGCAAUCUAUUUCGAUGUGAAAUCGUUAUUAACAUCCGUCCCACUGAAUUUCGCGAACGAAGUCGUGCGCAAGAGACUUGAAGGGACAUACGAUGAGACUUAGCGUUUUCUCAAAGGUGAGUACCUCAUGAGGUUGUUGGAGUUCCGCCAAAUAACGUACUUCACCUUUACUGGAGAAAGUGAUGAUCGGAUCAAGGGACUUUAGUGCUCUCCCCGGUCUCCGAUUUAAUGACGAAAUGGGUCUAAAAGAGAUAAAAAAUGCUGUCUUCAUCCCAUAUGAAUCGGUGUUUUAGCGUUGUUGUGCUUGCGACACGUUUGCCAUAGUCAGGAUGAAAAUGCUGGAGAACUUCCGUUAUCUGCACAACGCAAUAUUUUCUGAUGUCAAAUUCACGAGGAAAGGAGAAUAGGAGCAGCCACUUCACUUCCUUGAUGUGCUCGCCAGGUAAAAUGUAUAUGACGGUUAACUAGAAGGCAACGAACGUCACGUAACUUUCAAGUUUUCACAGAAACCAUCCGGUGACUAGCAAACGAGUGUGUGAGAGUGCUCCUCAAACGGAUUCAGACGCAUUUCAGCGAGGUGCGAAAAAAGAACACGAGAUCCGAUAUCUCUACGAUCAAUUUAUGUGUAAUGGCUACCAGAAAGCGUUCAUAGGCCGAUGUCCGCGUGCUCGUUGUGAGGGACCCAAAUAGAAAUGCCACCAAGUUUAUGACAUGCUCUGCCUUACAUUAAGGACGAAUCAGAAGCGACCGAGCGCACUACUGUAGAACUAAGUGUUGAAAUUGCACACCGGCCCAAAGUUAGCUGCCACGACAGGGUCAUGAAAAUCAAAGACCAGCUAAACCCCAAUUAGCAGUCUGGGGGUAGAGUAUCGCAUUCCGCGCCUGAACUGUCUUCGUAACUAUGCAGACCAAACUGAACGUAUACUCAGAUUGAGCAUGCGCGAACAUAAGCUGGCUGUGUGAAAAGGCGGCGAAUUAUCGCUAGUGGCUAACUGCAUCUUCGAGACGAGUCAAUAGUUUAACCUCACAGUCACCAAGAUAAUCACCCACGCCAGAAGGAAGAGAGGGCAGGAAGGGAUUGACCAGAAUCUCGGAUAAGAACUCGACGAACCGAUUUUUGAUCUGGCACCGGCAUAUAGAGCUCUGCACAGUUCCCUCCAGACCUGCGUCAUUGAUCGUUGUUUAGCUAGCGCCUCCUAUAACCGCUACUUCUUCUGUUCCUCCUACUAUCGCUGACGAUGUACUCCUGCACAAGUUAGAAAGUUCGGAAUAAUAAAUAAAUUGUUCCGAUGCUCGACCAGCCUUCUUCACUCAUACAUACACCCGAGACUCGAACAUUUGCCUCCAUCCGUCGACUGAUAACUUGUUGCGCAGAUCACGAAUUACAUAAAUUAUUGUAGGCCGAAGGAAAUGUGAUUUAAGUUAAAUGUUGAUAAGCUCGGUGACGAUUGAACAUGUAGCCCAGCGUUCUUAUUUGUAAGACAUGUCUGCUUGUUUGAUUUUUGUAGACAUGUCACAUAAGCACUACGUUUCCAUGCCAGCUUAAGGAAAUGAUCAACUUCAGGGUUUAGGUCAAGGUUAGGCUUAAGGCUAGGGUUAGGUUCAAGAUUAGGUUCAGUGGAAGUGUUGGAGUUGACGUUAGGGGUAGAGCUAAGGUUGCCCGCCGCAUGCAUCCUUACCCAAUUCGGCCCCCAUUAACUAAUAACCUUGGAUUAUCCGUUCCUAGCUCCUUUACCCGCCCUUAAUUCACAUCUUUCAAUUUCCGGGUCUGUCCUGUUUCCUUACUGGAGUAAUAAGACAAACGUAUGACAGAAAUGCGAGUUUCCCGGCGCCUUCUGCAGAUUUCGUUAUUUUCCGUGUCUGUCUGCCCUACUGAUAAAACUUCUUCUAACGCCCCGCCCCCUGAAUUUCGUAGUCCCUGUGCCCUGUUUUAUCAGUGGACUUACUUAUUCAAUCCUUGCCGGUAGUCAAACGCAUUGCCAAAUAUGCAUCGUCAAACCUUUAGCAAAACGCUACGAUUUCUUGCUGAGACGAAAAGGAAGAGAAACAACUUAUAAUAAAUUUUUAUUAAUAGAUGUUCUUACAGAUUUGAAUAAUUUACUUGAUCUGCUUGUGAAAAACUAGGCGGCCUCGGGAGGGGGACGUUGUAGCCCAACAUAGCAAGGGCGAAGUUGGAGUACAACCAACGUCCUAACUAUCUGAGCUACGAGGUAUCGACCGGUAGUCGUGAGCCUGAUCACACUUAGGCCAGUUUACCCGACCAGCUUACUGCAACAGAUGGAAUCGACCGACUGAUGCUGUAAGCUAACUGACUAAGCAGAAAUUCCGAGGCAUUCAGUGCAAAAUCCACCAGAUUAAUGUCGGGCGCACCUGAUUAAUCGGUAUUUUUGGCAUAUUUGAAUAACUGUUUUGACCUAAGCCUUCUCCCGGGCCUCUAUCAAACCGACCGAUUGGGUUUAAAGCGUUUAGAGAAAAAAAGUUGCAAGUGACCUUUGCACAAACCAUUUUAUCACUCAUCGAUUGGAAGAACUUAAAUGGUAACAAAUUAAGCAAAGUCAGCCAGACAAUCGAUUUGCUGCAGAACCGAGAUACCCGAUGGAAAGGCAGGAUUGACGAGUGAAUAAACGUACGUCAUAAUGUGGAGGUCGAAAUUCGCCCCUGGUUUAACGAGCGUUUUUGACACGGCUGUCAUGAUGACCUAUAUCCAAUGGUGGCGCAUCUAACCUUUCUCUUCAGCGUCCGUUUUUCUAGGGUUUUCUGAAAGGUCACUACGUUAGUGUACAUCUAGAGGCUCUCAGUCGUAGUCACUAUCUAAACUAUCGCGUUCCCAAACAAUGAAGGCGAGGUAGAGAGAACAAACUUUAAUGUCAGAAGAACGCACAGAUGACCGUAAGGGGACUUUGGCUACUGUCCUGACCGAUAUGAGCCAGAAGCGCGAUCAGGUCCUGCUAACGUUCGCCCAACUAGCGGUUUGCGUCGCUGCACCCUGGUAUCGGUGAGAGCUGUUGACCAGGAAGGCACUGGCGCCUGUGGUCAAAAACGUUGUUACUCUCACAACGAUGACAAGCCCGAAAAGGGCGUCCACUGCUUCAUAGAAGAGCUCUGCUACGUACUCCCUACUCUACAGUAUCUUAUGGAGGCUCACUUGUCAAGUUGCUGGAAAGCUGAAAGCCGGAAAACGCAGCAAAUUGCAAAUGAGUGCAUUUGGUGGCAUUUCAUGCCGGCGUUGAAUACAACUAGAAAAAAUUACGGUACUAAACCAAGGGUGACGGCCGUGUUCUACAAACAUCGAAGCUGAUAGUGUGUCCUUCUGUUGAUUGUUCUGUCAAAGAUAUCAGAUACGCGAUACGGUUUCGAACGAUCUUGCUUACAUUCUUAACAAAAAUACGGUAAGUGGUCUAAACAGGGGAGUGAAUGUCGCUGUCUUUCAGGCGAAUUUCGAAAUCAAAAGUCAUCUCCUCUUCUAUGCAGGUCCCAGUGGUAGCCAUGGCACUCUUUGGCGGCAUGGCAGCCGUUUUGACCUUCCUCUGCGAUAUCCACACGUUGGCAGAAUUUCUGAGCAUCGGAACUCUGAUCGCUUACACGAUUGUCUGCAUGAACGUGUGCAUCCUCCGUUACCAUCAUACGGAGACUGUCUCUACGGGUGAAGCUGCAGACUUAGCUACUCAAAAGGAGGUGAGAUAUUUAUCUAUUGAAAAUAGUUUUUGUGCAGACCAGCCGGUCCGGUCUUACAAGACUCAUGCGUCUGCUAUAAAUAUCAAACUGCUUUUCCUUGGUGACGAACUGCGUCGCGACCCUGACUCUUGGAAUCAUUUAACAUUCGCGUGGAACAAGCUAACUUGCAUGAUGAAUAACAUCUUCCGUCAAUGAAUAGUUGAGGUGUUCCAUGUUCAGCCACAUCGUUCUUUCCAGGGAUUGCAGGGGUCUAGACGUCAAGGCCAACCACCACCAGCGACCGAUCCAUCAUCAAAGAACUUUGUGACGUGAGAGUGUUUAUCAACUCGUUGGCACGCACUACAGUGAACCGGAAUGAGGGGUAUUCAGAUCGACUGGGUGCUCGAACAGUGCAUUCACAACCGAGAUGAAGACACAACUGCGACAGAUACAAAGUCUGACGUAAGAUUCCGUACAUCAGGAAAGUUUCGUAAAGCGUUGUUUCGACCGGCAUCUGGUCUGCUUAUCACGUCUAUAUAAACCCGUGAAUUCAAAAACCCACUGUAAUUUUAUGACGUCAGGAGUCAAGUAUCGGAUCUAUUGUCGUCGUGGGCGGUUAAGCUAAUUCAAACGAACGGAGUGUUUACUCAGGGCGGAUUUUUGGGCAUGCAUCAACAGCUUCCAGGAUUGGCAAUCCCCCAGAAGUCGUGGCUCACUCCGCAAGAUGGAGUCACAUGGUCCAGGUUACCGAGUCGGAAACUUAAACGAGCUGACUACCUCGUGGGCGGUGGACUUUUCACCUCGGAGUGACCAGGCCCGGAAUCGAUCGGUGGAACCACUGAGUCCUCUUUAGUCACCGAUUUUGCGGGUAUUGCAAGUAACGAGACCAAUCACUGCCAACGUGUGCAGUGGCGACUUGUGCGCAGUUUUUUUGCAGUUUGUUUCUCAGCAUCUUUCACGCUCAUCGCAUUCCAAGGGGGAGAUAACAUUAAGCCGACUAGGGAUGGAUGCGGGUAUAGUAACUGUACCCAAAAUGGUCCUCUAGGAAUGUGCUGCACAAAACCUGGUUGAUAUUGCCGACAGAAGCGAAUAGCCGAGUUUAAAGAAGCAGUUCAGAAGAAGAUGCGAUCGUUGAAACAAAAAGCUUAUUAGCCUGACGGUCCAAAUUCCCACUCGAACCCAUUAUCAGAGACAGUCGCAGAUAAUGAGUCCAUAUCUUAUCUGCGUCCGUCUGGGGUAAUGGAUUCGAGUGGAAAUCCGAAACUUCGGGCAGAUAGACUUCUUGUUUUGACGAUUGCAUCUUCUUCUGAUUGAUAUAUCUACACGUACCAGGAGGGUCUUGGAUCCCACAUAAUCUAGAGUGCCGCAGGUGUCGACUUAAAAGGAUCUAUCGCGGUCCGACUGAUGUUCUAGCGGAGGUACGGGUACAACAGCGAGGAAUAUGUUAACUUUUACGGGGAAUAAAACCUCAGAAUUACACCCACUCUUUGUUUCCUCUCGAACGCACCGAUGUUUUGGCCGCAACGGUUGACGUGGCGAAAGUCUCCGUCCAAGGUGUGCCACACACAUGCACAUCAAUAUCUGAAGCCUAUUAACCAGUGAUACUUCCAUGCCACUUCCAUUUUUUGCAACAUGACUGCGUUGCAGUUGAAUUCUAGGGUUGACCUGUGUGCUUUUUUCAGAUAUUCUGAUAUGGAAGUACCCACUUGAAAGCACUUGGGGAACGCUGGAGAGCUCACUGAUGAGCCAAAUUCUUCGCAUCCGUCAUGCAGCGGUAGAAUAUUGGCAAAAUACGUGUCUGCACCUUUAGCUAGCACCUGUGCCGUCAGUAUGUAAAUCAUGCCAGAUAUAUGGAACUUCUGGAAUCAUGUGAUACCCAGAUAAGGACACCCGUUGCAUAUCUGCAACGCUGGGAUGAUAAGAAAUGGAUACUAACCGAGACUUAACACAGUCUGACUAACGCAUUCAGUGAGCUGCUGUGACCCACCGUAACAGGGCCUACAUCUAGCGCUGACAGAGGAGGUCGCGAAUACUAUUUCAUUGUAUGUGCUGACGGAUUCAAACGCGAAUAUUAUAGGCCAGGGAACCCUUCUUCAUGCUGAGCCAAUUAGAUCUUUGCACCGCUUUUUAAUUUCCUUUAACAGGUUGGUCGCAUUGAAAAGAAGACACUCCUGUCUCUUAAUUCUGCGGCAGUUUCUGUUUAUACAGUAAUAGCUGCAGGCGCCCAUUCGUUCCUCAGUUUAACCACUCAAAUACCUCCUCUACAACUGAGAUCUGGUUUACACAUAGUUAUCAUCUUUUCAUACUGAUUCCUUAAAGAGAUUCUUGGAAAGGAGGACACCGACGACGGCGAAUAAGCAGAAGAACUUUUGUAAUAAGGUGCUCAGAAUACUGGGGGGGGGUCUCUUUGAAAAAGUGAGAUGAGAAUCCAACAAACCUCGAAGACUCUUUUGGAAAUAUUGCGGCCCACUUAGAUGCCCAUCAUCAAUGUGCUGGUCCACUCGACACCAAAAAUCGUGUUCGUUGAAGAGACAUCCUAUGAGGUACAAGAAAUAUCACAACUCGUUAAGGUCUGUUUCGGUAGAAGCGAGCGUGGUAUCUUCCACGGUCAUAAAGCUCUUGUUUCUCUACUUAUAUCUUUUUUUCAAAAGAUCGUUAUAACAAGUUCUAGACUGCCUUACCUACCUUACUUAAAUGUUUUUCAUGGUAAUCGCAUGGCAGUUGGAUGUCCUCAUAUGAUAAAAUAUCUGAGACAGUUCAAUGGCAAAAACGUUCGUCCUGCCAAAAUGUCAUUUUUGGGUUAUUUUCGUAACUUAUAUACCUAAAUAUUCCCUCUAGGUCCAUAUUUAUAGCCCGAAAAUCAAAAAUAAGAUGGGAUCAUUAACUUUCUAUAAGACUUUAUUUUUUGAAGUUAGUGGAUCUAAAAACACACAGUCAACCACCAUUCCUAGGACGGAGCUAGGGUUGUCCUUACAAAUCUAAAUCUAGCUCUGGCAACCUGUAAAUGCUUGGUUCUUGGGCCGCACACGCCUCCGGCGCGGACAGUCAACUGUGCCCUCCUCCUUAGCCGGAUUCAUUUAUAAUCUCCUUCAUCUUCACGUGUAUCGUGCUUUUUGCAGGGCUGGUGUGACAAAUAGGUAUAGCAUUUUGAUUGUAACCGCACUGGAGACUGAAUCACUAUCAGCCACCUUGAGACAUCUAAAAUUAGACUUAGAGGAAACUGCUGCGCUUUCUUUAAUCCGAGGCAGGCAGUCAGGCGUAGUGAUUGAAAGCACUCUCCUGGAACGAAAUGUCAGUAAAUGAGCCCAUACCGUUACGAUCUUGUGUAAAAAAGACUGGACUGAUUCUGCCCCUGUAAGGCAACUAGUACUUUGCUCAGCAAACAAACGGGAUGAAGGACCAGUGCAUGUAGUUAUGGCUGCUUAAGAUGACAGAAAUGAUUUGGUGACAAUAUCGGCGAGCCCGACUGCUGAGCCGUUAUCACGCCAACCACUAAAAUCAGUGGUGAAACCGUGGGAACUAGUGAUCUGGAUGCGGCCGAUCAGGCAAUCAGCACGUCAAGUACGACCGUUUACGAUGAAAGCGGGCUGUCAUUAUGUUGAUAGAUAUUUGUGGUGGGACAUAGGAAUAGGGACCCCCUCCCCCAGCAAUACUGUUGGCCUUGCGACAAAUCCCCGACAGAUUAAGGUUAGAGCAAGUGUUGAAGUUAGGGCUAGGACUCGGGAGUAGGUAUCCUUCCGAGAAUUUAACCCAAAACCACCUGUAUUACGGAGUUUCCCAUUCCCGUAUCUUACUAGUAUGCGAUUGGGCAGUAGCUGCGUCCUGCAGGUACUGCACUCCUUGUGAAGCCCCUACCCUUACUUGCUUCUGUCUUUCGUAAUGGGUCUGAGUUUGAGUACGAAAUGCCAGGCGAAUAAACUGCAUGUUCAGGCAAUUAAGUCUCCUUCUCCAUUGCCAUCUGGAACUCAUUUUCGCUUGUGUCCGCGAGAUAUUGUCUUUAAUGACUCCCUCAACAAGCGGAUUUCUAUAGUAUUAAAAAUGCUCAGGACUUAUUGCGCCAGAAGUUCCAAUCACCCUAAAUACUCCUCAGUUUUCCAAGGUUCACUGUCAUCUCGUUAUUAACGAGGCUACUACAGACAGGAUUGUGAAAUCUACUUAGGAACACGCUACUAGAUUACAAUGAAGUCUUGGAUUUUUAAGGCCAAUGUGGUUGUACGUAUUCUUCACAUCAACACGAAAACGCUCCUACUGGGUUAUUUUCGCAUGUGUAUAAUGCAGGGAGGGCACGUUUUUAUUAAUCAUCGGUCUUUUAAGAAAAGCCGUGGUCGGGGCAACCGAUGUUCUAGUAGGCAUAUAUGGCCGUUUAAUAUGUAGGUUAUUGACAUGUGGUAUCGUGGAUGUAGUUUGUAGAUGUGAUUGCCGUUGACACCACCAAGUGAUUCUUCCCUGUCACUGUUGCGCUGGCUCCCUAGGAAUUUACCAGUCAACACGAAAUGCAACGGCUUGGUGAACAGUAGCAGACUACAAGUAUUUAUUACGCCAUUUCGAAUAGAUGACAAAACCCCAGCCCUCCCAUGCUGCACUUACAGUAUUUAUCCUAACUCGUAAAACGUGAUAACGAGAAUCCAGAGGAUCACUUCAGGCCACCUUAAACCUUGUCAACUUUGCGUACUCCCCAACCCCUUCCGAACAAUGUUUUUUGUGUGCACAAUAUUUUCUAAGUAAUUGUAUCAGACAAACUGUUUAAAAACAUGUGCCGAAAUCUACGUUACCUCAUCUUCGGGCAAUCCCCUACGUUAAUAGUCGUCCUAGACCAAGGUUGCGCAUACACACGUGCUUUUCUAAGAGAGGACACUAAUCUAAACUUGCUCACUUAAAAAUAUAUUUUUGUUCCACGUAAAUCAGGUGAAGGAGGGUGUAAAAAGCAGUUUAUUUUUAGAAAACCAAGCGUCCAAUCAAUUUGAAGAGAUCAAGUUUUUGAAUCUGAAUCUGUGAAAUCAAGCGGAAUCGUUCUUGCCUUCAUUAAUCUCAUCUCAAACAAUGUACAAUGACAAAAAAAUCAUCAAAUUCUCUUAAAAUCGUUUUGGAAUCGACGCUUAAACUAAAGGUUGUUAGUCAACCUCCUUACUCGAUAUUACAUUAAUUCUGGGAGUAAAUUUUAGCAAAAACUGCAUCACAAUACCAUUUUCAAAUGUCCUAUAUGUGUUGUGUAAUUUGCAUAGACAGAUUUCAUGUCUCUCUAACAGUUUAGGUUUACUCAUUUGACAUGAUUUUUUAACGUUUUCGGCAUUUCUGUCUUCCUAAAAAUAACAUUAUAUUGCUUUUGCUACCCUGUGUUUUCAUUUUACUUGAAGUCGUUCAUUAUUAACUGGAAUUUUUGGUUAAUACAUUUGAGUCGGUUUCCGAGUGGUUAAAGAUGUUUUGUAAAUCUGGGCACAUUUCAUGUGUUAGGUCAUGCACUGUAUUUUCCAGAAGAAGUUGGACGCCCCUGCAGGCAAGAUAAUUGAGGCAGAUAGCGCCGAAUUUGGUGACUGGGCGCAACCUACAGGCUCCCUAAAGUCGGCCUUUCGGAACAUUCCCAUACUGCGUGACUGGACCCCUGGUCGUGCACCCAUCAUCGCCCUCGUUUGCUACGUCUUCUGUGCCCUCGGAUUGGCGGCCUUCGCCCUUGUUGGUACGGAAAAGUUGAUUCAGUUGAGGUGGUGGGCCAUCCUCCUCGCCCUCCUUUUCCUCCUGAUUGCGAUAGUCUGUCUCCUGAUCAUGUUCAUGCACAACCAGGACAAGAGUUUCGACACAUUCAAGGUGGGUUUCUCACUUUGAUUAACCGCAAGCCUAUCCGCCAUACUCUUCAGUCUUCACCAAUCCUAUUUUACAACAAAUGUUCACUCCGGCUGCCGCUACGUUCCAUAAAAUUCAUUCAUAUUAGAGUAAUUGUUAUUACGAAAGGAAUAAUGAUCAGAUCUUUGCGAACUCCGCAUCAGCAGUAGUCCCUGUGUGGCUGUCUGCGGGUGCUCUAGAUUAGACCUGAAGGGGCAGCAUGACGAGCAUGUCCCGUGAUCUGAUCGGCGACUGUCCUCUCUAACCCUCCCAAAAGAGGCACACGAGAGAUACAUUGGAGCAAAACGGAGGCCAGAUUAAAGCAAAGUACGCGUUAGCCGGACUGCUACGAAUGGGGGUUGUGAUGGCACGCCCUGGCGCGGGCUCACGCCACCCCAACCACUUGCGUCCAGUCCCAGUGCUAGAUGGCUGGCCGGAUCGGCCAGUGGACUGGUGGACGGCAGAGGGAAGCGAGAGUGAGGUCGACUCGGGGAACCACGUCCUCAUGACACUGCAGGACAUUUUCCUAUUAUAAACGAUUCUACGCGCUUUUCAACUAUUAGGAUGCGCUAACCGUCGUGGUUUGAAAGGUUGUCAACCGAUUGGGAUAAUUCGGUCCUAUGUGUAUAUGUGUGGAGUGGCUGGCGCUCGGACUAGGAGUCAAGCUCAACGACCCACCUUAAUGGGGCCUCUGCGACACUCCCACAAACGUAAGAUCCAGACCACCCAGUUCCGCGAAAACCCGGCUCAUUGUAUGUCGAGCAAGUCGUGUGUGGCACGCGUAGUCGUCCUGCUUAGUUUUGUCAGCCACUGGCCGGAUUCCGUCUCCGGUCUUCUUGACUUCCCUUCUUACCGAGUCCAGAUGGCUAACGAAGGUGAGAGUGAGGCGGUCGUCGCGCAUGUCUGGGCUAAUUCACGUGAAGGUCACCGUUCUGCGUCCACCAUGCUGUGGGACACACGGCGGACAUGGGGAAAAGUGUGGGAACGGCGCCAUUUCCUUAGGAAGUGACAUAGAUCUCUGGAGAGAGUACGCAGUUUGUCCGAUAUCUACUUUCUUCUUACACUCAUUUACAAAUAUUCCUAGAGUAUACUAAAGAAAAUACGCAAAAUAAAUAUUCACCAUUGCUAUAGAGCUUCAAAUUUUCGUUUUAGGUCCCUUUCGUGCCCGUUGUGCCCUGUUUAUGCAUCUUCCUCAAUAUGUGUCUCAUCGUGAAACUUUCUCCCCUGACUUGGGUUCGCUUCUUCGUUUGGCUAAUUGUUGGUAAGUCAGGGUUAAAUGAUUGAUUUCAAACAUUUUUCUGAGUCUUUGCUGGAAACCGCCUGGAGUACCAGUACCUAAUAAGUUUGCGCUGCCUUGCACCGUAGGAACCGCGAAGUAGAAUUACGGACGUGCAACCUCACUUAGUCGUUACUUCUUGCAGUAUCUACUAAGAUCCUUUGGGUAGUGACAUUAGUUUUGGUGUCUCGUGGAAAAACAGUAUGCAGCAAGAGGACGUGCACUGCACCAUCCUCCCUCCCUUCUCCCCUUCCCAUUCUUGGUCAGGAUGUGUAACAAGCUUUAAAAAGAUCACCACAGAAUGAGUCACACUGAAAAUUCGAGCGGUGUUACUCUCGGGGAGACUUUUGAGGAGAGUCUGAAGUACCCUAACAUCUGGAAGCAGACGAAUCCUAUUCGCUUUCUCUCUUCUCACGCAAUGCCGUUACUGGUUCUCUAUGCUUAUUUCCAACUAGGUUGACUGCGUCUUAAGUUACCUCAAUUUUCAGCCUUAUUAGAAUCUUAUAAUUGGGCAGGGAUUAAGUAUAUGCGUGCGGUAAGAAAAUGCCAACUGUUAUCUAACAAAUCCACCAACAUCUUAAGACUCCUACCUUACUGGCAGACGUAUGCAUUCCACCUUCAAUUAUUUCGGAUAUUUUUCUACCACCUCACUGCUCUCCGCGCUGAACUUUUUUAAAUUGAGCUUUCCGUGUGAGUUUGCGUGUGAGGUGUGCAAAACCAUCGACCAAUGUAAACAUUUCAUCAGUACCGGCUCCUCGGGGCGGUACGGGUCAGCGAAUGUCAUCCUGCCGACGAAGGACCGACCAAAAACCCUGCAGAACAACACCUUCUUUAAAAAAUAUAGUGGACAAUUCUCUGAAGUUUUUCCUUACCCCGCGCAUAUACUUGAUCCUUACCUAUUAUUGCUGCAAAAAUCCAGUUCGUCCUAUUCAACAGGUGUGAAUUAGUAUAGCAUUGCAUUCAUUAAGCCUUCCAUUUGUCAAAGCGACUCAGUACACGCACUUCCUCUUGGCCGCCUGUAACAUCAAAUAGUACAGCUUAUGCACCCAGAAUCGAUCCGUAUUCCGCCAAAGGCAAAACUGUGAUACCUCCGUUUAAACGAUUGCCGAUUAAAGGGUAGAGCGUAACUGACGAGCAUUUAGUAUGCCUUUCGAGGGAAUGAGGUUUUAAAAGAAAGAGCCGCAUAUUCUCCCAUUGUUGAGCUUUCCGUUUCGAGAGAUCUGAUGGAUUGUUGGCAGCUGUUUUUCAACAAGUGCUUCAUUUGUAUAUCUUAUUUCUUCCAGCGAGAUGCAUCUUAACGUAACGCUUUAAACUGCGUCUUUUUCAAGGCUUGCUGAUCUACUUCAGUUACGGAUGGUGGCAUAGCAGGGAAGCAGAUGGUUCUGGCGAAUCCGAUCUCCUUUUGACCUACAAGACAGUGGAUACUGAAAGCACGGAAGCAGAACAGCCAACCCCAAUUCCACCGGCACCAUAG
This is a messenger RNA of Spirometra erinaceieuropaei, 28520 nucleotides long. The record is from the annotation of a GenBank genome assembly. Lineage: Eukaryota; Metazoa; Platyhelminthes; Cestoda; Diphyllobothriidea; Diphyllobothriidae.